CGUAGUACCCGAUUCAUUACUCAAACUACUGUAAAGAGGUCGGGAGAUUACUAUCUUGCAAAAUCACCUAAAGGGGAAAAUUAUAGGUUGCAUCUUGCAAAAUCGAGGCAUUUAGUUGGCAUCAGAACAACGCGAGGGAUAAGGGAAUCUAAUGAAGACAGUUAUCAAGCUUUAGUACUAGAUUUGAACGAUAGCGAAAGUGAUAGUAAAGAACAAAGCAUUUUGGGAAAUGGAACAAAAUUGCAUGAAGAGGAAGGCAAAAAAAACCAAAUAUGUUAUUUUGCUAUAUUUGAUGGUCACGGGGGACUCCAAUGUGCAGAUUACUUGACUGCUAGCCUCCAUAAACGGAUUGAAGAUGUUCAAGUUUCAGAUGCCGAUGAUGUUGUAUUACGAUGGAGAAACAUCGGAGGAUACUUUCGGAAAUUUCGCCCACCUGUGUUAGCACCGUUAUUAAGUCCUGAAACGAUACAACCGAACAUCAAGAAUCGUACAUUACGAACUAGUGACGGUUCUGGCGAACGUAAGGCCUCAAGAAAAUACACGUCCACCACGUUAUCAUCUUCGCCACCGUUAUCAUCUUUGCCACCGUUAUCAUCUUUGACACCGUCGUCAUCUGAUCUAUCAGAAACCUCAUUGCCGACCGAGCUCACGCUAGAACAGAGGCUCACCGUGGCAUUCUUAAAAAUCGACUUGGAACUCAUGGAAUCCAUUCCACAUUCGGUCGGAUCUACGGCAACGGUUGCCCUCAUCAGAACUUUGGACGGUCAUCCUUUUUGGUCCGGUCAAGAAUUGGAAAUUGCAAUUGCGCAUGUCGGUGACACUCGUGCAUUAUUAUGCGAUGUGCCUUCAGGAAAUGCCAUUUCAUUAACUUUUGAUCAUCAUCCAAGUGCCAUUACAGAACAUGACCGAUUGAGGAAAUCAGGGGGAUAUAUCAUCACUGAUUCGUUUGGUUCGGAAAUGUUUUUAGGAAGAUUAGCAAAUACUCGAGCAAUGGGGGAUUCGAGAAUGAAAAAAUAUGGGAUAUCAGCUGAACCAGAGAUUGUGAUCAACACGGUAAAAGGGGGUGACACGGCCUUUCUGGUUUUGGUGUCGGACGGAGUGACUUCGGUAUUAAGCAACCAAGAAAUAGUUGACUGC
Messenger RNA from Acaulospora morrowiae, 1137 nucleotides. The record is from the annotation of a GenBank genome assembly. Lineage: Eukaryota; Fungi; Glomeromycota; Glomeromycetes; Diversisporales; Acaulosporaceae.